Odontomachus brunneus is the source of this 2522-nucleotide messenger RNA. It is a transcript of the gene CCT5, whose product is annotated as T-complex protein 1 subunit epsilon. The record is from RefSeq and is a predicted model, not a curated record. Bases 169 to 1803 code for a protein of 544 amino acids. Gene Ontology annotation, biological process: protein folding. The transcript is spliced from 7 exons. Gene Ontology annotation, molecular function: ATP hydrolysis activity; ATP binding; ATP-dependent protein folding chaperone. Gene Ontology annotation, cellular component: chaperonin-containing T-complex. Lineage: Eukaryota; Metazoa; Arthropoda; Insecta; Hymenoptera; Formicidae.
GAUUGUUGAAUCUUCAUUGCCGGCCGCGUCUCUUCGUUCUUCAUGGUUUCUCGAUCGCGGGUAGCGAUCAUGGCUGCGUAGGAAAUUGUGAAAAAAAACGAACGAUCCGAAUAACAUCGGCUGUUUUUCAAUUUAAUUCGAGAUCCGUUUUUGACACAGUUAGCAAAAAUGACGGCGAUACCUGGCACGAUGGCGUUUGACGAAUACGGCCGGCCUUUCAUCAUCAUUCGUAACCAAGAGAAGCAGCAACGCCUCACCGGUCACGAUGCGAUCAAGUCACAUAUUUUGGCAGCUCGUAAUGUGGCCAAUAUUCUCAGAACAUCCCUGGGCCCUAAAGGUUUGGACAAGUUGAUGGUGAGUUCUGAUGGGGAUGUCACUGUAACCAAUGACGGUGCUACAAUCCUAAAAAAUAUGGAUGUAGACCAUGAGAUUGCCAAGUUGAUGGUUCAGUUGUCGCAAUCCCAAGAUGAUGAAAUUGGCGAUGGCACUACUGGAGUAGUGGUUUUAGCCGGUGCACUCUUGGAGCAAGCUGAACAACUGUUGGAUAAAGGAAUCCACCCAAUCAGGAUAGCAGAUGGCUUUGAAUUGGCUGCCAGAUGCGCCACAGAACAUCUCAAGACAAUUGUAGAUAGUUUUAAAGGGACGCCCGAUAAUCUGGAGCCUUACAUCGAUAUUGCUAUGACAACACUUGGCUCAAAAAUCAUUAACAAGUAUCACAGACAAAUGGCAGAAAUCGCAGUACAAGCAGUAUUAGCAGUUAUGGAUCCUGUCGAGCGCGAUGUUAACUUCGAGUUGAUCAAGAUAGAAGGAAAAGUUGGCGGUAGGUUGGAAGAUACCGUCUUGGUGCGUGGUGUUGUCAUCGACAAGGAUUUCAGUCAUCCUCAGAUGCCAAAGAGGCUGGAGGAAGUGAAAUUGGCCAUUCUGACAUGUCCGUUCGAACCGCCGAAACCCAAAACGAAGCACAAGUUGGACGUUACGUCGGUCGACGAUUACCGAGCGUUGCGCGAUUACGAGCACGAGAAGUUUACGGAAAUGGUGAAGCAGGUCAAAGAAGCUGGUGCAACGUUGGCUAUUUGUCAAUGGGGAUUCGACGAUGAAGCCAAUCACCUCCUGCUGCAGAACAACUUACCGGCCGUAAGAUGGGUUGGCGGCCCGGAAAUUGAAUUAAUCGCCAUUGCGACCGGUGGCCGCAUUGUGCCGCGCUUCGAAGAAUUAACGCCGGAGAAACUCGGUCAUGCUGGCGUCGUUAGGGAAUUAACGUUUGGUACGACGAAGGAUCGAAUGUUGGUGAUCGAAGAAUGCAAAAAUUCACGCGCCGUCACGAUCUUUAUUCGCGGUGGCAACAAAAUGAUCAUCGAAGAGGCCAAGCGAUCGAUACACGACGCACUGUGCACCGUGCGUAACGUUGUCAAGGACAAUAAAAUCCUGUACGGCGGAGGCGCGGCUGAAAUAUCUUGUGCGUUGGCUUGCGCGGCACAGGCUGAUAAAAUCAGUACUCUAGAGCAGUACGCCUUUCGUGCCUUCGCCGAAGCUUUGGAGAGCGUCCCUAUGGCGCUCGCGGAAAACGCUGGCCUCUCCCCGGUGGAUACUAUUGCGGAAAUCAAGGCGCGUCAAUUGUUCGAAAGGAAUCCCACUCUCGGUAUCGAUUGCUUAAACCGAGGCACAUCGAAUAUGAAGAGGCAGAAUGUCAUCGAAACACUCACGAGCAAGACUCAGCAAAUUUUAUUAGCCACGCAGUUGGUUAAAAUGAUUCUGAAAAUUGACGAUAUACGGUCGCCCAGUGAUAUUGGCGACGCGUCCUAAUGAGCUAAACGAGCCAUGUAAUUCUCAAUAUCAUUACAUAUGUUUAUUAUAUUGAGCAAUUUGUUUCAAUUCUCUCCACGUAUUGUAUUCGCAUUUCUAACACCUAAUCUCUUAUAUUUGAUGGUUGAUUCGAAUGAAUUUGACCCAAAAUUAUAUUAUUUCACUUGAUCUAUUGUAAUCUAAUUUGAUAACUUAUAAAAAGGAUACAUUUUGUGAUAUAUAAGAUAUAUUUGAUUUUCUUUGUAUAUCUUGAUAUACCCAAACAAAUCUGUGUUUCUUUCGUAUCCCAUUCUCGUCUAUUCCACUAUAUAUGUACUGUACGCAAAAAAAUUAUAUUUGCUUUAAUUAUUUUGCCUUUGUAUUAUUCGGCAUGCGUAUAUUUACAAUAUAUAAGUAAAUAAAUAAAUAAAUAUAUUUAACGUAUAUAUGCUGAUAGAAAAAUAGAAUAAGAAGUAUCAUUAACGGCUUUAUUCUCUCAUUGUAGGAACAAAUAAAUAUGUCACAUCGAGUCAAGGUGUAGUUGUGUAAAUAUAUUCUGUCUAUAUCUCUCGAGGAAGGGUAUCUCUUCGGAUACCAUUCUAUGGAAUGUGUUUGUAAUGCGCAAAAUCGAUCGCAGACCGAACGAAAUAACAAACGGAUGUCGUUACAAUCUAUUCGUAAAAUGGCACAAAAUACACAAUUGCAUGUACAUACUUAUAAAUUAGAAUGUAACAACAAUA